CAUCGUUCUUCGCGAGUGCAAGUUUCAGUAUUUUUGUGCUUCAAAACGAAUCAAAGGAAAAAAAAAAUUCUCCGCAAGAUAAAACUGUACCGUGUGAAAAUGAAAAACUAUUGCUUCUCUUUUAUAUCGUGCGCAGUUUUAUAAUUUGGCUUCAGAUCUGUGUUAAGUGCCCGUGAUCCCGGAAAUAAUCGUCCGAGUGUAUGAUUAAACCUGAGUUCGCUGUGCCAAAGGAAAUUUUCCAAAAGUGAAAUUGCAUCUAUUUUUCGUACGUUUUUCUGUGCUGUGUCCUAUGACGAACGGAUUCGAUAAUCCGACCGCUGUGUGCCCGGUGCAAACGCAUCAGUGUGAUAUAAUGGAAAGGAAUGGGGAGAAGUGAAUGAUAUUCAGGAAUAGUGUAAACAGGUUGCAAGGGGCGGAAGCAAAGCGAAAGUGCAUCUUAACUACACUCGUCGCAAGUUCACUGGAGAUCAUAAUGUCCCAGAAGCAUCGGCGGCAACAGCAGCAGCAGCAUCAACAACAGCAACAGGAGUACCGCCGUCGAAGACAGCAGAUAUUAGUCACCUUUGAUCGUAGCUUGUACGCAACCGAUCUGGCGGUUGUGCUGCUUUAGUGUGAUCAAAGGUCCAACCGUGAUAAGCCACCACAAAAGAAGAAACUACAUUCCUCACUACUCGCAGAACACAAAACAACUCUUCUGCUCCACAGGAUUAGUCGAACUGAAAGGAAGGAUUUGACCACUUCUCUUACAAAACGAACGAAACUAAAGAAAAACGGGAACCACUAGGAAGUAACGAUUCGCAGAAAAUAUAGGAACACUUAGGAAGGAUACGAGUAACACUACUUACUAUUAAGCAAGCAAGCAUUACACGACCGGCAAAGUUUCUUAAUCUCAGCUUUAUCUAGAAAAUAAGUCAAACAGCCAUGAGAACAAAACAUUUCCUACUGCUACUGUUCGCCGUGAUUGGAACCAGCUUGCUGUUCAUACUGUUCGGGCCAGCCGGGCAGCAAAAUGAUUCGAUUAAGAACAUUGUCUCGCAGACGCACGAACAGCUGCGGAAUUUGCAGGUAAGCCAUAACAACUUGAGAGAUGCCAAUGAACAACACCCGGAGAUGGAUCCGAAGUACCUGGCUCAGCUGGGCUUCACUCACUCCCUGUACAAUGGAACGCGUUCCAAUUUUUCCGUCGUGACGUAUACCCAAUCCGGCGAGGUGGCAUCUACGAUCCUGUACGCACAAAACAUUGCCACCAAACUACCCAAUAAUCAGCUGCUGAUCUACGAUCUGGGUUUAUCCGAGAGUGACCUGCACACGCUGCAGGCAUUUUGCAACAGUUCUCGUUGCAUCGUAAUAACCUAUGAUCUGAGCUCGCUGCCGUCGUACGUUACGGAUGAAAACAUGCACGCCUUUCGGCCGAUUAUCAUCCACGAUGCGCUUGCUCGGGCGCGAAGCAUCCUGUUCACCGAGAACAGUGUCCGACUGCGGGGCAGUGGCAAGGAAGUCACAGACAUACGGGUCAAGACUGAGAAUAGCAGCGGGGUAAUGGGUUGGACCACCCAGCAAGCGGUAACCAGUCGCACACAUCCGAAAAUGUUCGACUAUUUUGACACCGACUCGGACAACUUCCAGUUCCUGCCGAUGGUUUCGCUGGAUUUCGUCUUCUUUGUCAGCACUCCGACGGUGAACGAUAAGAUAAUGCUACCCUGGGUGAGGUGCAUGCUAACGCCCGAAUGUCUACAUCCUAUCGGUGCUCAAUCGGCCGGGUGCAAGUACAACAAAAAACCCCAGUAUCGCUACUCGGGCUGUCACGGCUACGACACGUCUGCCUUCAACAUCAUCCUGGGACUGACGUUCGGCUUCGACGAAGACAAAUACUCCACUCACGAGGACUUCAGCGGGCUGUACUACGUGGAGAGUCUCGAGCAAGCCACCAAAAUCCUCGAGAACCGACGGAAAAACAUAAGCGACACAUCGGAACAUCCAUUCACGGAGGAGUAGACGCCCGUUUUAUGGGAACAGCUUAACCCGUAUCUCUGCUGUCGCACAAUGCUGCUGCGCUGCUACAUGCACAUACGGUUUAAAGCAAACGCGUAGUAGUCAAACAAGGCAUAUCGCGCCAUCACCAUCUACUUUGUAAGUAAGUAGACUUAAAAGUGUAACGUAGAGAUUUUACUUGGCGUUAAUUCCGCUGCUGCAACUGCUUGUUGUAUCCCGGCUCGAAUAUUUAUGGACAUGGUAAGUUUGCAUUAAAAGAUACGCGGGGGAGAGCAUCUCACGAAAACUGGCCUCGUGUGUGUUGGGAGGACGUUGGGAGGAGAUUAAACCUAACUUUAGCGAAUUGCACUGGAAUGCAAUGAUUUGCCUACCUUAGCGAGUGAGUGUGUGAGAGUACACGGAUGGGUUUCCGUUUAUUUUGUUUUAUUAUUGCAGCAGAAGCUAUAGAGAUGUGAGUUGGAUUG
This is a messenger RNA of Ochlerotatus camptorhynchus, 2456 nucleotides long. RefSeq lists its product as uncharacterized. The transcript has 4 exons. The record is from RefSeq and is a predicted model, not a curated record. The coding region runs from base 922 to 1995 and encodes 357 amino acids. Lineage: Eukaryota; Metazoa; Arthropoda; Insecta; Diptera; Culicidae.